AUGCCUGGUCUCAGCUACUCGCCCACGCCUACAGAAUCAUCACUUGGGGAUCGAGAUAUCAACCAUGUGUCCGCUAAUGCCUGGUCUCAGCUACUCGCCCACGCCUACAGAAUCAUCACUUGGGGAUCACACUAUUCAGAUAUCAACCAUGUGUCUACCAAAAUCGCCUAUGCCUACAGAAUCAUCACCACUUGGGGAUCGCACUAUUCAGAUGUCAACCAUGACCAUCAUGGAUGGGAUAGCCCCACAAUCAAUUUUGGGAAGGACCAAGGUGGAUGGGAAAGGCCCGCAAUCAAUUUUGGGAAGGACCACGGAGGAUGGGAUAGCCCCGCAAUCAAUUUUGGGAAGGACCACGGAGGAUGGGAUAGCCCCGCAAUCAAUUUUGGGAAGGACCACGGUGGAUGGGAAAGGCCUGCAAUCAAUUGUGGGAAGGACCACGGAGGAUGGGAUAGGCCCGCAAUCACCUUUGGGAAAGACCAUGGAGGAUGGGAUAGCCCCGCAAUCAAUUUUGGGAAGGACCACAGAGGAUGGGAAAGGCCCGCAACCAAUUGUGGGACGGACCAUGGAGGAUGGGAUAGCCCCACAAUCAAUUAUGGGACAGACCACGGAGGAUGGGAUAGGCCCGCAAACCUUGGAUGGGAAAGGCGCGUAAUCAAUUAUUGGAAGAACCAUGGUGGAUGGGAUAUGCCCAUAAUCAAUUAA
Messenger RNA from Suillus fuscotomentosus, 702 nucleotides. RefSeq lists its product as uncharacterized. The transcript has 3 exons. The record is from RefSeq and is a predicted model, not a curated record. Bases 1 to 702 code for a protein of 233 amino acids. NCBI's taxonomy places the organism in Eukaryota, Fungi, Basidiomycota, Agaricomycetes, Boletales, Suillaceae.